AUGGCCGCAAGAGUGGUGACACCACCAAAACAGCAGCAUGAGCAAGGGGAAAUAAAUGAAGGUGAUUUGCCAGUAUCAAUAUUCCUGACGCCUAUAGCAGCACCCAUGCGCUUCAGUAUUAUGUAUCCAGAUUUUGGGGUGAAUAACUUUCAGAUCAGGCCGGAUUGGAUUAACUUGAUGAGCAACACUUUGCAAUUCUACGGGCUACCUCAUGAGAAUCCAAAUACAUAUAUCUCCAACUUUCUCAGAAAUUGUCAGAACUUCCAUGCUCCGGGGGUCAAUGAAGAUGCUAUUAAAUUACGACUAUUUCCAUUUACACUGAGAGAUGCUGCAUUGGAGUGGUUAGAUGCAGAGCCUCAUGCCAGCAUUACUACAUGGGAAGAACUGAUCAGGAAAUUCUGCACCAAAUUCUUUCCACCAGCCAGAGUAGCUAAAAUUAGAUUGGAAAUUCAAACUUUUCAACAGAAAGAGGAAGAAAGCUAUAACGAGGCAUGGAAUAGAUUUAAUGAGCUGAUGAGAAAAUGUCCAAACCAUGGAAUCACUCAAGGAAACCAAGUGCAGUACUUCUACACUGGACUUACACCAUUGUCAAAAUCUCAAGUUGAUGCCUCUGCUGGUGGAUCAAUCAUAGGGAAAUCAGUGCAACAAACCAUGGACCUAUUUGAGUCAAUUGCCACCAUACAUUCAAUGUUCUCAUCAGAAAGAGUGAUAGCAGCUUUAACAAAACAGGUAGAGUUACUUGUAAAAUUGCAAACACAUGGAGCAAAUGCAAUGAUGGCAAGUUCAGCAUGUGAGAAUUGUGGGAGAAAUCAUGCUACAAAGAGCUGCAUGAUGCUCACUUCUUCAGAGGAACAAGUAAACUUUAUUCAAAAUAGCUCCCGUAAUUUCAACUCAUAUAGUAACAAUUUCCAACAAGAAAGAAGACCAAGUUUGGGGGAGAUGUUUCAACAAUAUGGGCAAAAGACGGACAAGGUGUUCCAGCAAAUUGACACGAACUUUCAAAAUCAGCAGGCAUCCAUCAAAAAACUGGAGACACAAAUUGGUCAGAUAGCACAACAACUUGCAGAACGUCCACAAGGGACAUUGCCUGGCAAUACAAUGAUAAAUCCUAAGGAACAGUUGAUGGCAAUUGAAGUGGUGGAGAACGAUCCACCCAGGGCCCCCGUAAAAGUUAAAGCAUAUGUACCUCCACUUCUAUUUCCCCAAAGACUUUGA
Molecule: messenger RNA, 1215 nt
Organism: Olea europaea var. sylvestris
Lineage: Eukaryota; Viridiplantae; Streptophyta; Magnoliopsida; Lamiales; Oleaceae
Exons: 2
Coding region: 1-1215 (404 amino acids)
Source: RefSeq, a predicted model, not a curated record